AAUCGCCGCCCGCCCGCCCCCUCAGGCGGGGCGGCCAACGGCUCUGCCCCGGCGGCGGCAGCGCGCUGCGCACGGCCCGCCCCGCCGCCGGAAGGCCGCAUCCUUCAUACGGACCAAUGGGGAGCGAGGGCGGCGGGCCCAGAGCGGGGACGGCGCAGGGGGCGGAGGGAGCACCCGCACCCCGCCCCGCACCUGGCGCGGCCCGUGCCCCCCCCGGCGCUGCACGGUGCGGCAGGAACCGAGCGGCAGACGGUCCCGCACCCGCCGCGGCAACACACUCCUCUACAGCACGACGUCAUGGCCCACAGAGAACGGAACAGCUCAACCACACAGCCACACUAUCGCUUGUAGGAAACUAGUGCUAUUUUGAUCAACGCAUUAAUAAAAGCUCUACCCAGAACUGGAGAAGCAAUGGCAUGUAUAUUCUGUGUAAACUGGAUAUGGAGACUACGAAGAAGUGCAAACCAUCACACUGGAUGAAAAGCCAAAUGAAUAGUUCAUUUUCAGAUGAUUUAGGUUCUAUCACAGACGCAACUGAAGAGGAACAAGAUGACUUACCUUAUGAUGGAGUUGUAGGAGUAAACUGUAAAUACAAUAAUUCAGAUAAUUUCAAUGACUGUACUUGUACAAGAGAGAUUUCUGGUAUUUUAAACUUAGCCUGUUCUGAAGAUAACAAAACCAUAAAAGCAGCAGCAAAUUACAAAACUCAUACACAACCUGAAGAAUUCUCCAGUCACUGCAGAGGUGCCGUAGGAACAAUGGGAAUUUCAGCUGAAAUGCCUGGAAGUGAAGCUCCCUUUAAAAAGGAAUUACCUUUUAGUAGUUUCAGUAAACCAGAUAGCAAAGAACACCUAACUCACUCAAAAAUGUCCAAUGUCCUCUUGCGUCAUUUUUCUAAGGGAGAGUUAACAAGCACAUACCAGUUAAUUGAAUGUGAGACAAUACCAGAGACAUCCCUUACAGAAAGUAUCAAUGACACUGGAAGCAAACCUGAGCCUUCAGAACACGUCAAAGGCCCUUUAGCACAUGAACAAUGGGCAACUAACUCUGCAGAUUAUCACUUAGAAAAGCAUGAGGAAGUAAACAGUGGUGAUAAAAAUGAAAACGAGCUCAAUGAGAAUAGACCUGUUUCAAAGAAAUCUAUUUCUUCUACUGGUAAGUGUGGGUGCAGACAAGAAAAUUCACAAUUAAUGAAUGAGAACAAAACCACACACAUCUUUCAAAGCAUGAAAGAAGAGAGCACCCUGUUUAAGAGAACAGUUUCACCUCAUGAGUUCAAAUAUGAACAAGGUCAAGCUCACUACUGCCUUCCUGACUUCUCCCAAGUUGCUUCAGAAGUUAAAGUACCAACAAGAAGUGACAAUAUUAACUCAGUUCCAACAACUGAAAGAGCAAAAUCCUUCCCUAUUUCACUACGUAAAUCAGUAACUGUGAACGUUCUGGAAAAUAGGAACUAUUUCAAUUCUGCUCAAGUAGAAAAUCAAGAAGAAUCAGGCAUUCCAGAACUGCUGCAACAGCUAGAGGUGCUGACACAGCAUGCUGACACCCAAAAUCAUAGCGACUAUCUGAGAUUGAAUCCUAAGGUACUUACUCAGUCAGGUUGUCCAAAUGCCAGCAUUGCUGUUUACUCAGGAGACGCUGGGCUGUCCUCUGAAGUCUUCACGUUACAUGCUCCCAUCCCUAUACAAUCUACACAUGGUUUGUCUCAAGCAAGAUUACAAUAUGGAAAGAUAGCAUCAGCAUUACCAGCAGCUGGUACAGUAGAAGCACACUGUCUAAAUCGUUCUAACUUACUGCCAGAACUAACACUAGGAGAAAAGAUGACUAAAAUACUAAAGGAUCAGACAGAUCAACUGAUAAAGAAAGUGGAAGACUUCUCUAAGCAUAUGACCCAAGAGACAUUGCUUUUACAAGACAACGGUCUGGCAUUAAAUCAAUUGAAAAGAUACCUUGAUGCCUUGGAAAGGAAUUACUUAACAGCUAGAGAAGAGUACCAUAAUUUCCAGCUGCAGAACUACAAGGACAAGUCUAUCAACGUUGGAGAGUUUGACCCUGAAAGAAAGUUGGAAGGGGAAAUAUUUAGACUUGGCAUGCUGCUUGAAGACAUCCAAGAACAAACUGAUGACAGCAAAUGCAACUUGUCUUCUUUGCUUACUUCAUAUGAAUCUGCCCAUUCAUCAUAUUCCCUUUGUGAGAGCUCAGUAGUUUCAAGCAUUGCUGAUCCUCCAGAAAGAAGAGGCAUUGAAAAUUUACUUCUUUCCAACAACGAGGGAGAAAAAAGUCAGACAACUGAUGUAAUCCCACAGACAAAUCAAUUUUCUUCAGAAAGCGACAAGUGUAAUCUUUGCCUUCACACGUUACAAAAGAGAGGUGAAUCAACUUCCAGAAGAGAAAGAGAGCCUCUGAGAACAGGUCUGCUAGCAAACAAGCAUUCUUCCAACAUAACGAGAUGCCUUUCACCUGAGCAAAAAUACCCUGCUGAAGGUCUUGCAUCCCACAGUCAGGAUACAUCAAGUCAAAAAUCUAAUGCUGAUGAAGAUUCAAGUAUGAAUGGAAACACAAACAUACAGGAAAAGAAAACUGGAAUGUGUUCACUCUUCACGCAGAGAAAACCAGCUUAUUUAUCAGACAGCAACCUGAGCAGCGAUUCAGAAGACACCUCAGCCUACGAUUCUUACAAUCAUUCACCAAGCAAGGAACUUGUGAAUUGUGAGACUGGAAGUUACAAAACAUUCAAUAAAAGAUCACGUGGAGAGAGAAGAGGGCUCAGAUGCAGAUGCCCUACAGGAAGCAAAGAUCAGUUUCAACUCAGGAAUUACAAAGAGUCUGAGUCUUGUGCCCGAUGUAGAAAUAGAAGUUCUGGUUCAUCUUCUUUUUCACAGAAGAGACUUUCCUCUCAAAAGGCUCAAAAAAAUAAACAGCCACAUGAACUUGUAAAGAGACUUUCUGCAAGGCAAAACUUGGAGGCUGCCAAAACCUGCUAUUCAAGCACAUAUGAUAAAAAUACCCUUUCACAUCAGUGCUUACCCAGCAAGAAGUCUGGCCAAAGCAAAUCUGCAAUCAACAUCAGAUACAGAAACACCAAUGAGUCCAAUGCAAAUCAGAUUUUAAGCUCUACUCUGGAUCAUGCCAUACUGACAGCAAACAUUUUGAAGAAAGCUACGGAACGAAUGGUACAAGCAGUUUCAGAAGAUCUAGCUAAAGUUAAAAGAAAGCACCUUUAAUUACCCACUUUCAAAUGCUUUAUUGUUUUGCUGGUUGACACUGAAGCAUCAGUAUCUCUACAAAUAUGCAAUGAUAAAUACAAAGAUCAGAAAGUCAGCUAGCCGACUUGGUUAGCUGUUCUGUAGCUAUCAGUGCUAAACCAAACCAGAGCAUAUUGGUAUUACACAUGUUCACACUCAGUCUCAGAACUGGAAAACAAAUUCCUAAUCCUACUGAGAGUCUUCAGUAUGUUGGCUAACCCCCAUUACCAUGCACAGCUACUUACUUUGAGUUUUCAUUUAAGACAGCUUAAUAAAAAUUGGCUUAAACAAGC
This is a messenger RNA of Strigops habroptila (Kakapo), 3538 nucleotides long. RefSeq names its product AKNA domain containing 1 (gene AKNAD1). Lineage: Eukaryota; Metazoa; Chordata; Aves; Psittaciformes; Psittacidae. Bases 417 to 3224 code for a protein of 935 amino acids. The transcript has 17 exons. The record is from RefSeq and is a predicted model, not a curated record.